AUGAUGGUUACUUUGUGCGUACGUGUCUGCUUCACGUUCUGAGCUUCAGCUAAGUCCACAAUGGAUGCGAAAGGAAAUGGACCGGGUGAGAGUAAGGCCUCGUUCUGGAAUGGAUGUGAAGACCGUUUAAAGGAAUUACAGGACAUGAAGUCCUACUACGAACGAAUGGCUGAGUUGUGCCAAGAAGCCAUCCAUCAGCCAGAUGCAUACAUGAGGAAGAUAAAGAAGGAAGAAAUUCCAAUCCCAAGUCUGCCUAAACGUACAUUGGAAAAAGUACUGUUGGACAUCGAGGAUAAGAAGGAGGAGAAUCUGAAAAAGGAGGAGCAGAUGGACAUGCUGGAGGGAAUUUUUCCCGAUUGCGAGCGAUCCUAUCUGCGGAUGAUAUGCGACCACUGCAACGGCUCUGACGCAUCUCUCAUGGAGGGAACCGCUUUACCCAGCAAUAUCGAUAUCAAGAUACCUGGAGUUCACCCUCCACAGUACGACGUGGAGAAGAAUCCCGAGAGAGCCCGUCCUCAUUUCCCCAGUCACUGGGAGCCGAUGGCCGACGACGAGUCGGUGAAAAUGGUCAAAGUAGAUGAAUCCUCCGCUGAGUACCAGAGGGUGGCCGGGUACCUUCGUCAGCAUCUCAGCCUCAACGUCCACCGCAUCGAGAGGGUGCAGAAUCCGUACUUGUGGGAGAUGUAUCAGAAUCGACGGGAGUUCUUCCUCAAGCGGCUGAAUCGGGAUCUGGAGAGCUUGAACGAGAGGUACCUAUGGCACGGCACAAGACGCGAGAACGUCUCGAAUAUUUGCGCCAAAAAUCUGGAUUGGCGACAUCAAAGAAGCACCGGUGCCCUGGCAUACGGGCAGGGAACGUACUUAGCCAAUGAUCCCCUGGCAUCCCUUAGUUACGCCCCACCUUCCCCUCCACAUCUCGAGAGAUGCAUACUUCUAGCGAGAGUUUUGGUAGGGAAGUGCGCUCCCGGACGUCCACAAAUGUCGAUGCCUCCAAACGGAUACGAAACAACUGUUGACAACGUCGUCUUUCCCCGCAUUUUCGUCAAGUACCACGAGCAAGAAAUCUAUCCUGAAUAUGUCCUGUAUAUUUCAACCUAGACGAAGAAUACCGACCAGUUGAAGACAUGAGCUUCCCAUGACUUGAGUCACAUUCUGACCUUUUCGGAACCGUGAAGGAGAAACAGACUCACAUAUCCGUUUUCAUUUGCUUUUUCAUGCCAUAUUCCUUUCUCCGUUAUUUUGUGGUUUAAAAAAUAAUGCAUGUCGCGGCUUGUGGCUUUCUGUUCAUUUUCAUUCGAAAAAAAGUCCGAGAUAUACCAAUAUACUUUAGAUGAUGCCUAGCCAUCCUAGUCAAGUCCUGAUGCCAAGUCAAGUUGGAUCUGGAAAUUCACGUUCCAAUUACCGGUGGGGAGUAAAAUCAUGUUCACAAAAUUCUGAACUAAAAGGCUUUCGGGCAUCAAAAUUCUGUAAGCUUCAUAGCAGUAAUGCACGAUUGAAUUGCAAUAAUUCCGAUUCAAAAAUUAUUAAUGUCGCUG
Messenger RNA from Darwinula stevensoni, 1535 nucleotides. NCBI's taxonomy places the organism in Eukaryota, Metazoa, Arthropoda, Ostracoda, Podocopida, Darwinulidae. The record is from the annotation of a GenBank genome assembly.